Molecule: messenger RNA, 3926 nt
Organism: Actinia tenebrosa (Australian red waratah sea anemone)
Lineage: Eukaryota; Metazoa; Cnidaria; Anthozoa; Actiniaria; Actiniidae
Product: rho family-interacting cell polarization regulator 2
Source: RefSeq, a predicted model, not a curated record
UUUACGCAUUAAUAGGCUCCACGUUACAAAAUCAACAAACUAAGAAAUUUCUUUUGUAUGCGCCUUGGGAGACCAACAGCACUCAGCCUAAGCCACAUUUUAAUACAGCACAAUGAAACUGAGCUUCCAUUUUAAGACRAUGUGGAGACUCAACGUUAGAUGAUUCAAGACAUGCUACAUCUAUUUAGUCUUUGUAAUCUUUGCGCGGGAAAGGAAAAUGGUGGUUCAAGAAAUCCUCCCAGUAGGCACUCAAAAUCAUUACGAAUGGAGCGGGGAUUCUUCAGCAUUAAUGACAAUCAAGCAAAUAGAUCACAGUCUUUCAGUGCUGCAGCAGCACGGGGUGUUAGACCGAUCCCACUUCAUCCCUCUCCAGCUGAAUUAGAAAGAAGACAUUCCCAAAAUGUUCGACGUAGACAUACAGGUCUUUUUGGGUCCAGACCAGCUGUCAAAGUUCCUAGAGUAGAAAGUGCCUUAAAUAUGUUUACAAAACUUCAAGCUGGUCUUAGUGAAUGUGCUACAUACCUUCAAGAAGCUUUAAACAGUGUAGAACCUAAGAGAAAAAGAUUAGUUGAGCAAAGAAUAAGGUUACUGGAAUCAAGACUGCAUGAGAUGGAAGAGCUGUUUCAACUCUAUAUGUAUCAACAAAAAAUUAGAGAAGGAUCGAAAAAUCUUAUCCAUGCAUUGGGACAACAAGGAUCCAAAGAUGGGCUGGACAAGUGCAAGUCAAGUUAUAAAGAAUGUACUGAGAGACUUUGUGCCUUAGAGGAGGAAUUAGAAAGCAAAUUAGGCAUAUUUAGAAUAAAAAUAGAAGGAUUAGCAGGAUUUGGAAGACUUUGUAGUGGAGAUACUUAUGAUGUUUUAAUCAAACAUGGGUCGUCAUUUAAAUGGAAAGCAAGGUGUAAAAUCGAUAAAGAUGGACAACGAUGGAUUGAUAGUGAGUUUCCACUACUUCCGAGAAUUAACGAUGAGCUAUCGAUUAGAGUGGUUGAAAUGCGUAAAAUUCAAGCUAAUUUAUCGGUUGGCAAUAUUAUAUUGCGGUCAAGAACCUAUAUCAAGGCCAGACCACAGACGUUUUCGGUCCCUCUAAACAGCACGGGAUCUAUGAAGUUAAAACUUACAGUGGAAUGGAGACCUUUCUCUGGCACAGCAGAGAAUACCAUACGAUCAAAACGACCUCAAAGUUUACUCUCAGAAGUCAUCUUUGUACCUGGCGGUGAGAAUAACGAUGCCAUGUCGAUCUCAACCAGCCCAGCUCACAGCCAAGGAAGCAACAAGAACCUACAAUCAAACAACUCCCUAAACGAUAGUGAGGACGGACAGAGAAAAUAUACGCCCGAAAGGGCACAUCAUAUUGCGAUCAUCGCCGACUCUCCACCAGUGUUUGAGAGGGACUACAUACUCGGGAAUGGAAUAUCAGAAGAACCUGAAGAAUUCAGGCACGCCACAUCUCUAGACCGUGCGGUAAUGCACUUGAUACCGACAUUUCAGUCGCAUAAAGACCAAUACCCUGAACUGCAGUUAAUGAUUAAACAGUUAGAAAAACUGGAAGAAAUUUUAAAGAAAUGCAGCCUCUCUCGCUCAUCCAUCUCGAUAUCCGUUGAAAGUGCUUUGGAAAGUUUUGAUUUCCUUGAAGAUAAUGAAGAUGAGGUCGAAAGCUCAGCAAGAAGCGUCAAAAGCGAUGGAAGUUGGCACCAGGACACUGGCUAUAACAGCACGGACGAUUUUGGUCGGGACAGUGGCGAAGAAGGCUGUGCAAAAUCCCCAUUAAAACUACCACAAUUUACACCGGAUACCAUUGUCGAGGCUUCGGAAAGUAAUUCAUCGACCGAAAUUAUAGAGACAUGUUUUGGAAAGGAGGAGUUUGAAAUAAGUUAUAAAUUUAGAAAGAGAGAAGAUAAAGAUGAGACAAAUAAGGAAUCAGGGAAGUCGGAUCAAGAUAAAGGGGAUGUAGGAUCGAAAGAGGAUGAAGCUCAGGGCGUGGCUAUGGAGGAUCUAGAAGCAUUGGGGGCUACGGGUAAUAGGGGUAGUAUCAAUGAUGGUGUCGGAAGAUCAAGGCCGAUAAGUCCUAAUUUAUCAUCAAGCGAUAGUCAAGAUGUUACUGUAGGAAACAAGGCAUUAGACAAGGUCAUUUUAGCACACCUACAACUGUGCGAAGAAUUAACUGGGUUCCUUGGAUCUUUUGGACCAAUGAAAUUUAAGGAAACUAUAGCUCUCGCUAAGUUAAGACGCCAAGCGAGGGUCCUAGAACUGCUUCUAGACCUUGCAAUACAUAAUGAUAAUGAAGAAAUUACACUUGAAAGAGCUUGUCCUGGAUUGUUCUCGAACGUGCUGGUGUGUUCUAUCUGGCAAAAUAGUAUACGAGCAAGUCCAUUGUAUGUCUUAGCCAAAGAUGUUAGAGAAUCUUUCGAAGAAAGAUUUAAUUCACAGAUAAAACAAAGUUAUAACAGAGUAGCAGAUAGUGUUUUCCCUACAAUAAUUGGUCGUAUCAUACACCAAGAUGGUGACAUCAUAGAACCGAUCGUCGAGGACGAUGAAGUUAUUAGUGUUUAUCAGUACGAGAACUUUUUAUUGGAACAUUCAAGGCACAACACCACUAAGUACGUGGAUGAAGUAGCAUAUGAAUUAUUAAUAAGCAGAAGGUUGUUAUCAACUGAAAAAGAAGCAGUUGUUGCACAGUUGAAACAGUACAGCGAAGUGCCGCUGACCAGGAUUUGUUUUUGCGCUGUUCUUUCUCUCCUGGUUGAUACAGACAGACAUUUAGUUCAAGCGGCAGAAUCAUUUUUGUGUAGUCUAAUAAAGGACAGCGAGGCAAGGCGUAAGGCGGUCACCCUGGCAACAGAAGCAUUAGAAGAAUCAGAUGAUCGAUUAAGAGAAGGGGCCUGUUUGGCUUUGACUGUUCUCCAGGUCAAAGAUUGCAUAGCACAACUACGUUAUCUAAGUCGCUGUGACGUACCUAACGUAAAGAUAGCAGCAAAAAAAGCCUUGUCUUCGUUUGGAGAAAGUGAGGAUUCAUCAAGAGGCGAGCCAUUUUCAUCAAAUGCUGGUUUGGAAGGCCUGCUGUAUUGAAGAUAUCCAAAAAAUAUAAUUAAAGUAUUCCAGACAAAUCAGUAAGAGUAUCAUAAAUAACUAUAGGAUAAAAAUACCAAGUCAUACGCCAUCUUGUAUCAGGUUAAGGUCUUGUAAACUCACAUCCAGCUGAUCUGAGAUCGUAACUUAGAAAUGACGUCACUGCAAACUGAGGUGUCAUGGAGCCUGUGAAAAAUAACCAACGAAAAAUAAAAAUGUGUUCCCCAUUGCAAUAUAAAUAUAAAACUCAUUAUUUAUUGUGUUACUGUCAUCAACCUCUUAUUAGCAAUUUCAUUAUUUUUCAUUUGGUAGCCUGGAAAUCCAUAAUUUCAAGAGAAAAUUGACACCUUAGUUUUGAAAAUGUUCUCUAUUCUGAUUGGCCAAUAUUUUCUCUCAGAAUAGCAGGAUGUAAAGUGCUGCCCUUUCCAUCCCCUUCACCUCGGUUGGGACAUCUCAGGUACAGGUAGAGAAAUACUUAUUACUUAUCCAACGAUGAAGAAAGGUUUUAUUCAGCAUGUGCGCUGUCCAUGUGGGACGCAGCCUUUUGGAUCUUGAUUGAUGCAAUUUAAUUUAACCCGAGUCUGCUCAUCGUUGAAGAGGGAUCUGAUCCAAAGUAUUGCGGCUAUACUUUUAUUGUAUUAUCGAUAGCCCUUGCUAUUAAUCUUUUAAAAUACCUGUUUAAUCUUUUUAAUAUUCUAGAAUGUUGUUACAUAGAUUAUAAUUAUUUAAUUUAGGAAAAUAAUUUCCGGAUCCCAUUUCAAAGCAUUUUAUCGCCGUAACAAAAUAUUUUUCUAAGGCUGUUGAGAAGCGUAUGGAUAUUUUUAAGGGGUUUUAUAAGAGAAUUGUUCUGUAGCUUUGAA